AUGCCUGUAGCUGUGCCCAUUACGGAAAAACGUAUCAAUAGACCAAACAAAUCCAAAUAUGGAUUAGAGCCAUAUGAGAUUGUUAUGACCAACUCCGGGUACGUUGAUGCAGACAUCCCCUCCCUUCGUUCCUCACCAACACAACAAAGGUUCUCGCUUGCGACAGCGACAGACCCGUACACCAAUACAGCCCGCUCGUUUACACCCUCAUCUCACACCGAGAAACACAGGCCAUCUGCUCACGGCCUGGAUUACCUGCAUCAAGCAACUAUGCAUCGUAAUGGCCAUGUUGCCAUGAUGGAUGGCCUCCCAAAUCAGCACCCUUCCACUUCAAAGAUCGCGGUCGUAUGGGACUGGGACGUAGAGCACGAUGACCGCAAACGCGAGGCUAGAGCAGACGCGGCUCUACACGGUGCCCAACCCUUCCAAGUUGAUAGAAGACUGCUCAAAGACGUGGUCAGGGAAAAGAUGGGCACCGAUGUGGGCAGAAUCACGUUCUUGAGCGCAGGUACGUAUGCUUAUCUCGUCACCCUCGUUGAUACCCGGGAGUUAGUGGCCCGGGUCGCUCGGCGAUUUAUGCCGCGCCUCAAGACUGAAUCAGAAGUCGCUACCUUGAAGUACCUCCGCGAGAAGACAUCCAUUCCUGUGCCAUUUGUAUAUCACUAUGACGCUAAUCCAUAUAACCGUUUGGGAGGCGAAUAUAUCCUAAUGUCCAAGGCGCCUGGUAUUCCCCUGUCAAGAGUGUAUCAUACUAUGUCUAAUGAUGAACUGAGAAGGUUGUUUUCAAGUGUAGCAUCGCUGAUCAUACCACUAUUUUCCCACCGAUUUACUCACCUCGGGUCUCUGUAUCAAGACUCCUCUCCUUCAACAUCUACAUUGUCUUCAGGAGCGCCCACUCCAACCGCAACGCAUUCGACUACCAUCAAGGGCUUCUCAUUUAUGCCUCUACUGAGCAUGACGAGUUCGUCGAGUAUCCCAACGCCUAAGCCAGCCGCAAAGCCUCCAUCCCAGAUUCCUGCCGCUCCCGGUUUUAACGUUGGAUCCAUAAUAUCUUGGCCAUUCUUUGGCUCGAACAGAGGCGACCUCUCACACCCAAGUGAAAUCAAUCGUGGUCCUUGGUCCAGCACACGUGCAUAUCUUGAAUCAUGCGUCGAGCGUGAAAUUUCCGGUGUCAUUCGCGAGAACGAAGGUAAAUCCGCACCGCAUCGUCUACAUCUUGAUCCAGACGACAUUCACUCCUCGAGGCAUCAUCACCUAAGAGCUGUUCCCGACGACAAGAGUGAUGACAGCGACGAGUGGGACCUUGAAGAGAGCGAGGAGGAGUGGGAAGGGCCUGGUGAUGCGAUGUACAGGGAUUACCGACGAAUGCAGCGGAGUACUUUCCUAGUAUCGCACAUGAUGAGGCGCGAAGAAUGUGUACGGCAAGAGAUGGGACGAUGGAUGAAGAUGAUGCAGCGUCUCGGAUCGAGCACCGACCCAGCGGCCACGGAGGAGUUUGGACUGGACUGUCAUGACCUGAGUCUCGAAAAUGUGUUUGUCGACGAACAUGACCACACAAAAAUAACGUGUGUGAUCGACUGGGAGUCUACGACGACGCGGCCGCUCUGGGCUUGUGCCCAUCUUCCCGCCUUCCUGCAGUCCAGUCCAUUCACAGCCCGAUUGUUCCGCGAGGCCGUCGUGCAGCUCGCUGAGAGCCCUGCGUCGUCUUCGCAACAUCCUGUGAAGAAAAGCAUACACGCCGAUCUUGCUGUGAUAGCGAAAGAGUGGUUACACUAUGAGGCUAUUGGUGCGCGACUACGGCUGGCUCACCGAUGUGCGGAGUGGGACGGCUGGGAGGAGGGUUUGGUCGAUAGUAUUCUAGGCCCAGAGGACACGGAGGAAGAUUGGUUCAAAGACGCAGAUACGACAGUCGAAGAGUCGGGGCUGCUAAGCCCAUCCAUGCGUGGUGACUUUGCGAGUGAGAGCGAGGCGAGCCAUUCCGGCUCCGGGUCAGGCUCAUUGCUAGUCUCUUCUCUGAAGAAACGGAAACAGGCGGGACGUAUACCGUUAAAGAAGGAGGGAGAACGGGAGCAGAUGUUGGACAUGACUGGCGACAUAUGUGGUGGCCGAGGGGGUGAACUGGGGCGUCGACUCGAAGCGUGGCUCAGCGUAGAUGGUAAUGGCGAGAGGAGAGGGGGCAGCGGCAGCGAAGACGAGUACGACGCCGAAGCAGAGUGAUUACAGAACCAUGCUUGCAUUACUGGGACAGUGGGGAAUCUACACUUAUGGAUAUCCGGUUCAUGAUCAGUAGAUAGACGUAUAUUAUUUACGACGUUCACGCUCUUAAUCGUGCAUAAAGAUACGAGGAAGUUAUUAUCAUUGUACUACUUUUGCUAGUCUUGCUCUCAUAUUACAGACAGCGUUGAUAACAUGUUGCCAUACAAAAAUAAUUGUUAUUAAAAAAAGUGAUUAAACUGUAGUU
Molecule: messenger RNA, 2461 nt
Organism: Serpula lacrymans var. lacrymans S7.9
Lineage: Eukaryota; Fungi; Basidiomycota; Agaricomycetes; Boletales; Serpulaceae
Exons: 6
Coding region: 1-2217 (738 amino acids)
Cellular component (GO): mitochondrion
Source: RefSeq, a predicted model, not a curated record